Messenger RNA from Benincasa hispida (wax gourd), 630 nucleotides. RefSeq lists its product as uncharacterized. NCBI's taxonomy places the organism in Eukaryota, Viridiplantae, Streptophyta, Magnoliopsida, Cucurbitales, Cucurbitaceae. The record is from RefSeq and is a predicted model, not a curated record.
AUGUGUUAUGGGAACCAGUAUGUGGGCCUUGAACAGAAGAAUUCGAGUAGACCUCACCAACAACAAGGUUGUGUUUACUCAAUAACCCUGCAGGAGGCUGAGAAUUCAGGCACUGUUGUGAUAGGUACACUCCCGAUCUUGGGACACCAUGCGUUGGUAUUGUUUGAUUCUGAAUCAUCCCGUUCAUUUAUAUUAUCAAUAUUUGAUAAACAUGCCAUGUUGGAAUUAGAGCUUUUGUGCUAUGUGUUAUCGGUAUCCACUCCGUCUAGAGAAAUUAUUUUAGCAAAAGAAAAGAUAAAAGUAUGUCAGAUUGAAGUAGCGAGUCGUACACUAAAUGUGACUUUAAUAGUCUUGGACAUGCGUGAUUUUGAUGUGAUUUUGGGCAUGGAUUGGCUAAUUGAUAAUCAUGCCAGUAUAGACUGCUCUCGCAAGGAGGUUAUUUCUAACCCUCCUGCAGAAGCCAGAUUUAAGUUUAAAGGGGUUGGAACCGUGGUCCUGCCCAAAGUAAUUUCAACUAUGAAAACCAAAAGGUUGCUUAACCAAGGUACCUGGAGUAUCUUGGCCAGUGUUGUUGACACUAGAGAGCUUGAAGUCUUCUUUGAAGAAAAUCAAAUACAAGGAUUUCCAUGA